Molecule: messenger RNA, 327 nt
Organism: Alternaria conjuncta
Lineage: Eukaryota; Fungi; Ascomycota; Dothideomycetes; Pleosporales; Pleosporaceae
Exons: 2
Coding region: 1-327 (108 amino acids)
Cellular component (GO): cytoplasm
Source: RefSeq, a predicted model, not a curated record
AUGUCCGGUCCCGCAAUCCGUUUCGUGGCUUCCAAGUCCGCGAAGAACAGCUCAGGAACUCCUGGGGUUAGUGCGCAACGCGAAGGCAUCGCAGCGGUCUCUGACGAGCGCAUUGAGAUAUGCGUUGCCGCUCAGCCGAAAGACGGAGAGGCGAAUAGGGCGGUGAGGGAAGUCAUUGCUGGUGCGCUUCGAGUUGCGAAGUCUGAUGUUGAAGUUGUUAAAGGCAUGAAGAGUAGGGAGAAGACUGUAGUUGUGCAGACGGGCAUGAAAGGCACAGCUGAGGAGGAAGUCAAUCGCAUCAGAGCAGGCUUGGAAGGCAGAGAAUGA